AUGGUAGGGAUUAGGGAAGAGAGGAAGGUGUUCAUUCAAGAUAGGGCGGCGUAUCUAACAGAUAAGGUACUGGGGUUGGGGGCAGGGCUAAGGGACACGGUGCAGACGUGCGCUAGGCAGCAAGAAUCCACCGUGCACAGAGCUGCAAACCGGGCGAGCAUCCGCUCACAGGCACCGCGUGAGCGCCUGCGGUGCGCCCGGCCCGUCCGCCGCGGCCUAGAAGUGCUGGGAGCCGCUCUGCAGGCUCGGGGUCCCCGGAGCCACCUCCCGCUCGCCCCCCGUCCCCGGGCGGAGCCGCCACCUCCUGCCCCGGGGGCCGCGGGUCGGGCCGGGGACGCCGAGGCCGGGGACGCCUUUCCCUUUAAGAGCCGCACGGGCGGCGCUGAUUGGCUGGAGCUCCGCAGGGCCUUCCUCCCCGCCCGCCGCCCCCCUGCGCCCGCCGCUCGCCUCCUCUUCCUCGCCGCGGAGUCGGCCCGGCGGCGGCGGCGACACCCGGACGACCGAUGCCGCCCGCCGGGGGCCGCAGCCCGAGGCCGCGCUGAGCGCCGCGCCCGGGAGAAGGGGCCGGCAGGCGGGACGCGGGGUGCGCGGGGCCCCCCGAAAGGCAGAGGCCCCCGGCCCCACGCGGGAGCAGCCCCCGCGCCCUCCGCAGCCAUGCCAGGCCCGGUCCCCUCCGGCGACGCCCGGGAGCAGCCCCGCGCCGGGCCCCCCGGCCCGCAGGGCGACGGCGGCGGGCGGCGGCAGAGCAUCGUCUGGAGGAACGUGGUGCUGAUGAGCCUGCUGCACCUGGGCGCCCUGUACUCCCUGGCGCUCAUCCCCGAGGCCCAGCCGCUCACGCUGCUCUGGGCCUACCUCUGCUUCCUGCUGACCGCCCUGGGUGUGACGGCCGGUGCCCACCGCUUGUGGAGCCACAGGUCCUACAAGGCCAAGCUGCCUCUGAGGAUAUUUCUGGCUGUUGCCAACUGCAUGGCUUUCCAGAAUGACAUCUUCGAGUGGUCCAGGGACCACCGAGUCCACCACAAGUACUCAGAGACGGACGCCGACCCCCACAACGCCCGCCGGGGCUUCUUCUUCUCCCACAUCGGCUGGCUGUUCGUCCGCAAGCACCGGGACGUCAUCGAGAAGGGGAGACAGCUCGACGUCACCGACCUGCUGGCUGACCCUGUGGUCCGGUUCCAGAGAAAGUACUACAAGGUCUCCGUGGUGCUCAUGUGCUUCGUGGUGCCCACGCUCGUGCCCUGGUACACCUGGGGGGAGAGCCUGUGGAACUCCUACUUCCUGGCGUCCAUCCUGCGCUACACCAUCUCCCUCAACGUCACCUGGCUGGUCAACAGCGCCGCCCACAUGUACGGAAACCGGCCCUACGACAGGCACAUCAGCCCCCGGCAGAACCCGCUCGUCACUCUGGGCGCCAUUGGUGAAGGCUUCCACAAUUACCAUCACACCUUUCCCUUUGACUACUCUGCAAGUGAAUUUGGCUUAAAUUUCAACCCAACCACCUGGUUCAUUGACUUCAUGUGCUGGCUGGGACUGGCCACUGACCGCAAACGGGCGACCAAGACGAUGAUCGAAGCCCGGAAAGCCAGGACUGGGGAUGGCAGCGCCUGAACCGGGAACAGCCAUCCCACUCGUCGGCCGUGGGCACCACGGCUCUCGGCUCUCGUUCCUGUGGUUCUGUUGUUCAUCGGAUCGUGGGAGGGGUUCGUAGAUAGGGAGAGAACGGAAUCUAUGUGGUUUGGGAAUUUUUUUUGUUUGUCUCAAAAUGUCAAAAUAUAACUAUCAAUGAAAAAAGAUUUUUAAGUCAAUAUUACUAUGAUUUAACAUUUAGAGUGUGGACAUACGACUUAAUUGCUGUAGCUACAAUAUGUCAAAUAUACAUUAUCAUGUGCUUGUACAUGAUGUUAACCCUGACAGGAUGAAGGAAUUUAAUAUUCUUUCAGUGGGAUUCAGGAGAGCAUUUGUUUUAUUUUCUACCGAUUAACCCAGCAUUGCUUUGAAACACACUGUCUGAAGGAGCAGAGAGGCAGGGUGGAAGACAGAAGAGGGGCUACGUUGUGCCUAAAGAAUGUUUCUGUUUUGCGAUUAUUGUGUGCGUGUGUUUUGUUUGUUUAAGAGAAGUGAAAACUUAAAAAAAUGAGAAUACAGGAAAUGGCUCUUGUAUUUUUUUUUUCUUUUUUGCCCUGUUACCAGCUUGUUAAUGCUCCACUGUCUUGGCUUCAGAGUUUUGUGUCCUGAGCCCCAUGACCCGCCCACCCUAUAAAUCAAUGCCUUGUUUGAUUUUGUUCUCUUUGCUAUUGUCAUUUUAAAGGUGAAUAACUCAGACAUGCCAGACAUCAAAUUAAACUCAAAUUAAGCUCUCAUUUAAAUGUUUAGACACCCAAUUUAUAUUCUAAUUGAUCCCAGCCACUGAUGCAUGUACUUUAGCUACUUCUGCUAAAUAAGCGUAUUAAUUUUCCACACCGCGCCGUCAGAACUUAAUAACCGACAGUUAUCUAGAACUCCCUGUCUACCAUUUCACCUGCAUGCAGCUUUCAUUGAUUUUGCAGCAAAAUAGCAAGUGAUCAUUAUGUAGCUUCUGAAUUAUAAAAAAAUUUUGUGUGUUAAGUUGCCUUGUGAAGAGCAUGUUGAAUUAAUGCGACAGCGUGCUUUCUGUGUUAGACGUUAGAGCGAAAGAAAGGCCUUAUAGUGUUGGUAUUGGUGCACUUUGAAGACAGAUAUUUUCCAGAAAGAUGUAGGACUUAAAAUUUAAAUUUUUAAAUUUUAGAGAAAGAAAUGAUGCCAAUUGGAAACUGUCAUACUGAAGUUCUUCAUCCAGCAGGUGUUUAACAGUGUUAUUUUGCCAUUAAUGAUGUGUAAACUGUGAGUGAUUUACAAUAAAUGAUUAUGAAUUC
Messenger RNA from Lemur catta (Ring-tailed lemur), 2891 nucleotides. RefSeq names its product stearoyl-CoA desaturase 5 (gene SCD5). NCBI's taxonomy places the organism in Eukaryota, Metazoa, Chordata, Mammalia, Primates, Lemuridae. Gene Ontology annotation, molecular function: oxidoreductase activity, acting on paired donors, with oxidation of a pair of donors resulting in the reduction of molecular oxygen to two molecules of water. Gene Ontology annotation, biological process: lipid metabolic process. The transcript has 8 exons. The record is from RefSeq and is a predicted model, not a curated record. Bases 1 to 1608 code for a protein of 535 amino acids.